ACUUACAAAGCAACUAUGAUUUGUGGAGAGUAGAUGUAAAACCCCAAUCCUGGCCCAUUUUCACACUUUUGGCCCACUAACUGUGCUAGAAUCGACCUACCUGGGCCAGAAAUCCAACCCAAAAUAUCAUAGCAAAGUGUAUACAUAGAUUGGUGUUGAAUAAGUUGCCUAAUGCGGAGCGUACGAAGGCAGAGGCGUGGAAGAAUGAUAAACCAGACAGUUGUUGUCUCUCUCACACAUACUACCUUUCUCUUUCUAUAGCUAACGCAUCAAGAGUAGUUAUAUCGUGACCAUGGCAGCAUGAGAAGUUGUUCAACGCGGAGCAUCUGUAUCUGUAUCAAACUAGUUUUUUUCUCAGUCAUACCUACUGCCUCUCUCUUUCUAUCAUCUGCUGCUUUGUAUUCAAACACAAAUACAGCAAUUAUAACACGACUGGAUUAUAUACCUACAGGCAUAGAUGAUGGUGCGGAACUAAAUUGCACGUGGAGUUGUAUUCUAACAGCAGAGUUAUGAUGAAUGAGUGUACCAUACCCAUUUAGAUUCUUAUCUUAUACGUACAUAUUUUUAUUAUUAACUGUUGGGCUGGGACAAGUACGUACAUUCGUGAAAUAAAAAUAAUUGUUGUAGAUGCUUGAUUUGUUUACGAAACAUUAUGAAAUAAUUUUAGGUAGUUGAAAGACAAUGUAUGCCUGCACUCCUCUAAUCAAAUAAAUUUUAUUACCAAGGUGAUAUGUGUGCAGCUAUACUACAUGGUCAUUUUUUUUGUUGAUGAAUUGUUACGUAAAUUUUUUUCUAUACAGGUACCUACAAAGUUAUAUAAUAUUAAACAGUUAUCACUUUCCUUGAAUAAAAAAAUGCAAGUAUCUGUUUAAAUAAUUAUAGGUACCUUCUAGAAUUUUCAAAUGUAACAAUAUUUAGAGAAUUGCAUUGGGUUUUUUUUUGAUCAUUAGACAUGAAGGUUAGAUUAAAUUUUUUUAUUGCACCUAAAAUUGAAACAUGAAUGAUGUCCCUAUUCCAAUAAAUGUAAGUACGUACCUAUGUAUGAAGAAUGAGGAAAUGAAGGAUGUUAAGAUGAUUUGAGAUUAGUACCAUUUUUCAUAAAAUAUAUCAAGGUUGAAUUAAAUGCAGUUGUGUAAUAAUUUCCACCAAAAAAGUGAGUGGAUGCAUGUCAAAUUUAAUGAUUCAAGUAAUUAUUCAACAAGGAGUACCUAUUGUACAUGGAAAUUUUUUCCUGGUCAAAUUUGUAUAUAAAGGAUGAAUUUUUCAGGAUAUUUCAUUAAUUGUUUGUGCACUGUUGUUAACAGUAUUAUCUUGCUCUAAUAAUAGUACUUAUUUGUGGUUCGUGUAAUUUUUCGUUUCAUUUAUUUUUUUCAUUUUAAAUACUACACUGUUGUUAACAGUAUUUUAUUGGUCUGAUACCUAGUAGUAUUUGUGGUUCGUGGAAAUUUUUCGUUUCAUUCAAUUUUUUCAUUUAAAAUACGUACCUAUUCAAUAUGAAUUCUUCAAUCGAUAAUGUUGCAUCUCGUCCUGGUGUUUCUGGUAAUGAUCCAAUGGAAAUAGGAGUAGGUUCCAACCAGAGUGAAACCAAAAGGCAGAUGGUAGCUUUCUUUUCCAUCAGGCUACUCAAUAAGGAGAUGUCAUUCUUACACUUAUUAAAAAUAGUUGAAAUAACUACUUUGAUCAAAUGGAAUGCAAAGAUAGAAGAAAAAAGACCACAUGAGGGUGUAAUCAUCUUAAGUUUUCCAUUUCAAAUUAAGGGUGAAACAAUUAUGGAGAAUAUGGAGCAAGUGUCUCAAAUAGACAUGAGACACUACAUUACAAUAUCAAAGGUGGAUUAUUUGACACAGGAAAAUCGAAAUCACAUGGAAUUCUUGCGGUCAAAGUACAUACGAAAGGGUAUAACUUGUUCCAUUUGCAAUUACCAAAGAUUUAAUACAGAAAAGGAAUUGAAAAACCAUCAGAAAACUAGAAACCAUUUAUUACAAGUAAUAGAAAAAUUUUAUGAUGAAAAUUUGGAAUACAUUUGUCUCACUGGCGAUUCUGCAUUUAAAAAUCGUAUAUCAACCCUAAUUUUUGUAAAUAAGGAACCUGAGAUCACUAUAAAUCACUUUUUCGAAAAAAUCAAAUUGUCUUUAGUGAAUUAUUUGGAAACUCGUUUGAGUAUUGAUCCAAGUUUAAAAUGUAACUUUAAUCUUUUUUGUUGGUACAAAAAAAUUGAUGAUGAAGAACAAAUUUUCAAUUUGAAUACUUCAAAUAUUCCAUUUUUUCCAAAUGAUAAUAUUUUAGAAAAACUUGAAUCUCAAUUGAUUUCACAAAUUGAUGUACAAAAUGAUGAAUUUACAAAACGAGGAUCAGGUUGGAUGUUUAAUUCAGUUUCUGAGCUAGAAGUUAGAAUCAAUAAAAAUGAUAUAAUCAAAGCUGGAGCCUUUAUAGAACUACCCAAAGCUUUAAAAAAUAAAAAGGCAUUAAUAAAUGUCCAAAACACAGAUGAUAGGUGCUUUUACUUCUGUAUAUUGUUGAAAUUCAUAGGGAAAAAGAAAAAUGUUCAACGUCCAAGUGUUUUUCGUGAUUUCGAAAAGAAAUUAUUCGAAACUCAAAAAAUAAAGUUUAAUUUUAGCUGCAUUUAAUACCCUACAACCAUCGAGGACAUUAAAAAAUUUGAAAAAAUAAACACCUCAGUUUCAGUCAAUGUCUUUGUAUACGAACGAAAUAAAAUUUCGCCAUUAAAAAUUACAGAUCAAGAAAAAAAAUUUCAUUAUGAUUUAUUGAUGUUAAAAAAUAAAAAUGGUGACUUUCACUAUGUUUUUAUAAAAAAUUUGAAUAGGCUCCUUUCAUCACAAGUUGGUAAAGACGGACAUGCUAUUGAAGUAUGUAAAAGAUGUUUAGCACAUUUUAUAGGUAGGGAUAGAAUACAGAAAUUAACUGAACAUAAACUGUACUGUAAAGAAAAAUCGGUAUCUCCAUCAUGUUACAAAAUGCCUACUGAAGAUAAAAGGUAUCUGUACUUUAAAAAUUAUCAUCAUGAAACCCCUGUUACUUUUUGUGUUUUUGCUGACUUUGAAGCUCUCCUUGUACCAUGCAAAGAUACAAAUCUUACUAAAUCACGUUUAAAAAAAUUCCAAAAACAUGAGCCAAUAGCCUUUUCCUUUUAUUUGGUACAUGCAGAGAAAGGAAAAAUUCGAGAUCCUGUUUGCUAUACUGGUCCUAAUGCAGCUACCAUAUUUUUUAAAAUGAUCAAAAAAGUGGGGCUUUAUGUUGAAAAACGAUAUAAAAAAUACAUGAAGGUAGAAUAUUGUAGUAAUUUGACUGACCAAGAGUGUGACAGAUUUCAUACUGCACCAAAAUGUGUAAUUUGUAGGGAUGAUUUUAAAGUUGGUGAUAAACGAGUACGUCAUCAUUCCCACAUCACAAAUUUAUUUCUUGGACCGGCUCAUUCAAAAUGCAAUUUGGUAGCUCGUACUCCAACAUUUCUUCCGGUUUAUUUUCACAAUUUAUCCAAAUAUGAUAGCCAUUUAAUUUUGCAUGGUUAUAAAAAGGGAGCAUUGGAUAUGGAGGUGAUACCAUCUACUGAAGAAAAUUAUAUAAGUUUUUCUAAAAAAAUAAAUAAACAUUUUUGGAUCCGUUUUGUAGACUCAUACCGUUUUCUAUCAUCAAGCUUACGUACUUUGGUUGAAUCCUUACCAGUGACUGAACUUAUACAUACACAAAAAUACUUUUCUGAUCCCAAUUAUUUUGAUUUAAUCACUAAAAAAGGAUUCUUUUGUUAUGAUUAUUUAGACAAAAUUGAAAAAUUACAAGUAAGGGAACUUCCAUCGAGGGAAGAUUUUUAUAAUCAAUUAAAUGAUGAGGAAAUUAGUGAAGAUGACUAUAAAUUUGUACAAAAAGUUUGGAAAACAUUCAAAUGCCGAAAUUUAGAGGAUUAUUUAGUGAUUUAUGUGAUCUCAGACGUCUUAUUACUAGCCGAUGUAUUCUUAUCUUUUAGGAAAUUAUGUAUUGAUAACUAUAAACUAGAUCCGUGUUAUUUUUAUUCUUUGCCAGGCUAUGCCUUCGAGGCUAUGCUUAAGAUUACUAAUGUUAAGUUAGAUUUAUUAAUGGAUAUAGAUCAAUAUUUAUUUUUAGAAAAAGCAAUGAGGGGAGGUAUAAGUGAAGCUGUGACUAGGUACUCUGAGGCCAAUAACAAGUAUGUUCCUACUCAAUAUGAUCCAAUUAAUCAAAAACUAAAUUCAAUAGUCUACUGGGAUGUGAAUGGUCUUUAUGCAUUCAUAAUGGGGUACAAUAAAUUUCCAGUUUGUGAUUUUUCAUGGGUGAGUCGAACAGACAUUGAAAAGUUUGAUACUAAUUUUAUUUUGAAUUUGGAUAAUGAAGCUGAUAUAGGGUAUUAUUUGGAAGUUGACAUCAACUAUCCAGAAAGGUUGCAUGAUUCUCACAACAGUUUUCCAUUUCUUCCGAUAAAGAAACCUACUCCUAAAUCAAAAGUGGCUAAACUAUUGUGUACCCUUGAAAAUAAACAACAUUAUGUUUGUCAUUAUAGAAAUUUGAAAUUAGCUUUGAAACAUGGUCUUGAAUUGAAAAAAGUGCAUAAGAUUUUGACAUUUAAACAAGAAAAUUUUUUUGAACCCUUCAUCAAGAUCAAUACUGAGUUAAGAAAACAAUCAAAAAACAAAUUUCAAAAAUCUUUGUUCAAGUUAAUUUCAAAUUCAACUUUUGGGAAAACUAUUGAGAAUCAGAGAAAUUAUUUGAAUUUUAAAUUGAUUUGUGAUGAAACAAAGUUGUCAAGAUCAAUUGCUAGAGCUACAUUCAAAAGCUCAACAAUUUUUUCUGAAAAUCUUGUUGGUGUACAUUUCCAUAAAAAUGUCAUUACACUGAAUAAACCAAUUUAUUUGGGAAUUACAACUUUAGAAUUAUCUAGAAAUUAUAUGUACGAAUUUUAUUAUGAAAAAAUACCUCAAAUUUUUCCUGACCUUCCAUUCCCACAAUUACUGUACAUGGACACAGAUUCAUUUAUUUUGUCUGUUGCUACUGAUGAUGUGUAUCCAUACAUUGCUAGAAAGGGUUUAGAUUAUUUUGACACCAGCACUUAUCCAACAGACCAUCCUUGUUACUCAAAUGUGAAUGAUACGGCUUUGGGAUAUUUCAAAGAUGAGCUGUACCCUCAUCAGUGCAAACGAUUCAUUUCACUUUGUCCAAAAGUGUACAGUUUAGAUUUACAAGAUAAAGCAGACAUUAAAAAAGUAAAAGGUCUUAAAAGAACAAUAAUAAAAAAGGAGCUUAAAUUUGAGGAUUUUUAUAAAUGUCUUUUCGAAAAUGUUGAAUGUGCAAAAGAACAAAUACUUUUUAGAUCUGUCAAUCACCAAAUUUUCACAGUGAAACAACCUAAAAAAGCUUUGGUUAAUUUUUCUGAUAAGCGUUAUUUUUACGAUAAUAUUAAUAGUAUAGCUUAUGGUCAUUAUAAAAUGUCUGAUUAUAAUUUAAGGGAAAAUGAAAAUGAUAUUGUUGAAGAUGAUGAAGAUGUUCUUGAAUAAAAAAAUUAUUUAUAAUGUUUGAAUACUAACCUUAAUGAUAAGAAUGUAAAAUAAAAUUAAUUGUUUAUUUGCACCUAUUUGAUAAAAUUUUAUUUUGUAAUUUCCAUAAAUAAAAGCAUUCAUAAACGCAACACUGUGUUCAAUUAUUUAUGUGUGUGAGUGUUAGUAUCUUGAUGGAACAAAACAUAUAAAUACUGGUAACAGUUCUCACAAAAUUCAGUUGAUUUCAACGAUUGUAAUUUGCUGGUUGUAUCAGUCAAGUUUGUUUGAAAAAAUUGUGGUCAAAAAAAAUAAUCGCGAUGUAUGUUAUGGAAACAUAUCAUUUUCCGAAUCCAAAAGAUGUUUCGUGUCAUAAUUAUGCUAAAAAAUUUAACGUAAAUAUUUUUUGUAGCAAUAGUAGCAAUGAAAUGUAUUUCAAAGUGAACAUUAUUACACAUUUGGUGUCAAUAUGUCGUUGUUACCUGGAAGAGCUGUUUACAUUACACACUUGGAAAGACAUUAAGAAGGACGUCAGCACUCCAACAAUUGAUAUACGCAAGUAUACCAAGUACAAAUUUGCAACCUUGAAUCAUGUUGACUCAAUCUUGGAGGAGUUAGCCGAGACCGAUGAGGAAAAACGUAAAGUGAAGGAAUUUUUAACAUGGUUGCAUGAAAUUGUGAAAAAAAUUAAUGAUGGUACUUAUGUUAAUAAAACUCCAUCACUAAAAGGUUACUACAAGAAAAAAAAAUACCUUGACUAGGUUAGAUAUUAAAAUUAAUUCAAUAACUAUUUGCACAUAUUUCAUAAUAUUACACAAUUUGUAACUUCAAUAAAUAAAAGCAUUCAUAAAAGCAACACUGUGUUUAUUCAUUGGUAUGUGUUUGAUCACCUUGAAGGAAUGAAAUAAAUACCCGCAAUUGUUGAAAUUAUUUUUAGUUGACUCGAAUAAGUAUACAUCACUGGUUGUAACAGUCAGUUUGUUGUUUUUAAAAAAAACUAUCAGUAUGCAUAUCGUGAAAACAUAUAAAUUUACUAAUCAAGAAGAUGUUUCAUGUCAUAAUUCAUCUAAACAAUUUCGAGUGAAUAUUUUUCAUGAUUCUAAACGUAAUGUAAUAUACUUGAAAACAAAUAUUAUUGGUCAUUUGCUGCCAUUUUGCCGAUGUGCCAUUGAAGAUAUAUAUGUAUCAGGUGUAUACAGUUGGGAUUACAUUGAAUAUGAAGUUGUUCCUACACUCAAAAAAUGCUUGUACACCAAGUACAAGUUUGUCAACUUGAAGAAAGCAGAACAAAUUUUAACGGAUCUCUCACGGAGUGACGAUGAAGAGCGUAAAGUGGGAGAAUUUUUGGUUUGGUUAAAUAAAAUUGUUGAUAAAAUAAUUGGAGGUAUUUCCACAAGUAAAGAUCAAUAGCUUAUCAUUGAUAUGUACCUAUUUUAAAUCUGUAUUGUAUUUUAAUGA
This is a messenger RNA of Planococcus citri (citrus mealybug), 6959 nucleotides long. RefSeq lists its product as uncharacterized. Bases 1494 to 2627 code for a protein of 377 amino acids. Lineage: Eukaryota; Metazoa; Arthropoda; Insecta; Hemiptera; Pseudococcidae. The record is from RefSeq and is a predicted model, not a curated record. The transcript is spliced from 3 exons.